CUAGGCUGGCGCGUGGGGAGGCUGGAUCAGGGAUGGGGCGGGGCGGCCGGGAGGUUGGCAAGGUCCGCCCUGUCUAAGGGACCAAGUAAGGGAUGCUGACAGGCUUCGCUCGGCUGGGCAACUGGCGGCGGUGAGCCGCAGACAGCUUCUUUACAGGGAGGGCCGGAGCUGAGGGCCUUGAGGGACACCUGGAGAAGAGGCCUCAGGCCCUGCCCUGCCCUGCCCUGCAUGCGCAGGUGUCCUCGCGAGCAUCCUCGGUCUUCCUCCCCCGCGGGUGCCUGGGUUAGCGCUGGCCCGCGGGUCUCGCCCCUCCGCACCCCGCUUCGCCCUUUGUUUAGUAGUCUGGCCCUUUUGACACUUCUGGUGGAGUGGAGUUUUCCUCUCCUAGCACAUGAGCUGGAAGUCAAGCCCAGAAUGUAGACGUUGACAUCAGAAUCGUCUCUUGGCUAGGUAUACGUUAAAUGGUCACUCUGAAAAGUGCCUAUGGACAUAGAGAAAAAGACCUUUUUGAAUCUUCUUAAAGCUUAUUUACCUUUGGCACGAUCUCAUAGAAAUCGAUCAAGCAUGUUAACGGGAGCUGCCAUCACCCAAAAUAAACAUUGAGCUUAACAGCACACUUCUCUGUGCACUUUUAUAGCCUCUAUUUGAUCUAGCGCCAAUUGAAAGGUUCCAGAUCUUUCCCCCCCUGAACUGCUGCCUUAGAUAUUACAUGAAAAAAAAAAAGAUGGAUAGAUUUGGACCUAUCAAAUGUUCAAGUUACUUACGAAAGUUGUGUGACCUCCCUAGGUUGGAGUAUUAAAUAUGUAACAUGAAAACUUUGAAUUAGGUCAUCUUUCAGCCCCCUCUUCUUCUUCUUCUUCUUUUUUUUAUGUUUAUGAAUUCUGAGAUCCACCAUCUGCCUUUUCCCACUCUCCAGCUUUUAAAUCUACUCUCCAUCCCCUAGAGAAGGGGCAUGUAGUGUUGAGGAUUCAAGUCUUUUUUACUAAAACAAUCUGGUUGGAAAAGCUGGUCAUUUCAUAACUGUCUUUUUCUUAGAAAAACUGAUUUUUUUAACCCCUCCUUUUAAUAGCAUUAGAAAGCAAGCAGCAAACCCUGAAGAGAUGCUCAGUUUUCCUUGAUUUCUACAGUGAAAGACCUUGAGAAAGUUGGCCCUUCUAGCCUAAGCUUCCCUCGUUCUCCUGCUCACCUCAGACAACCCAGGCUGGACUCUAGCGCUUCCCUCGUCAUCCACAGCAGCGUUUGACUGUUUUCAAUCUAAAAGAACCCUGGUCCCGAACUUCAUAAUUGGUACCUCAGCUGCUCCUGAAGGACAGUGACUUAUUACCAACACAGCAGAGCCUGCCAUCCCCAGCAGAUUGCCAGCACCUAUGACAUCAUCCCCUUCUUUGUCUCAUUCUGUGGUCUCCUAAAUGCUCAUCUCGUUGGCCUGGGUUCAGUUGGUGGUAUGGAGGGGUGCUGCUUAGCACUGACCUGAGAGUGUGUGUGAAACCAACUGACCCAAUGGACAUCAAAGGCCAGUUCUGGAAUGAUGACGAUUCAGAAGGAGAUAAUGAAUCAGAGGAAUUUCUGUAUGGAGUUCAGGGGAGCUGUGCAGCUGACCUGUAUAGACACCCACAGCUUGAUGCAGACAUUGAAGCAGUGAAAGAGAUCUACAGUGAGAACUCCGUGUCCAUCAGAGAAUAUGGAACUAUUGAUGACAUGGACAUUGACCUCCACAUCAACAUCAGCUUCCUCGAUGAGGAAGUAUCUACAGCUUGGAAGGUCCUUCGAACAGAACCUAUUGUGUUGAGGCUACGGUUUUCUCUCUCUCAGUACCUUGAUGGACCAGAGCCAUCAAUUGAGGUUUUCCAGCCAUCGAAUAAGGAAGGGUUUGGGCUAGGUCUUCAGUUGAAAAAAAUCCUGUGUAUGUUUACAUCCCAACAAUGGAAGCAUCUGAGUAAUGAUUUCUUGAAGACCCAGCAGGAGAAGAGGCACAGUUGGUUCAAGGCAAGUGGUACCAUCAAGAAGUUCCGAGCUGGCCUCAGCAUCUUCUCACCCAUUCCCAAGUCUCCCAGUUUUCCUAUCAUACAGGACUCCAUGCUGAAAGGCAAACUGGGUGUACCAGAGCUUCGAGUUGGACGCCUUAUGAAUCGUUCCAUUUCUUGCACCAUGAAGAACCCAAAAGUAGAGGUGUUUGGCUAUCCCCCCAGCCCCCAGGCAGGUCUCCUGUGCCCCCAGCACGUGGGCCUCCCUCCCCCAGCACGGACUUCUCCUUUGGUCAGUGGUCACUGCAAGAACAUCCCCACUUUGGAGUAUGGAUUCCUUGUCCAGAUUAUGAAGUAUGCAGAGCAGAGGAUCCCAACGUUAAAUGAGUACUGUGUGGUGUGUGAUGAGCAGCAUGUCUUCCAGAAUGGGUCCAUGCUCAAGCCAGCUGUCUGUACUCGUGAGUUAUGUGUCUUCUCCUUCUACACACUGGGAGUCAUGUCUGGAGCUGCAGAAGAAGUGGCUACGGGAGCAGAGGUGGUAGAUCUGCUGGUGGCCAUGUGUAGAGCAGCUUUGGAGUCCCCUAGAAAAAGCAUCAUCUUCGAGCCUUAUCCCUCUGUGGUAGACCCCACUGAUCCCAAGACUCUGGCCUUUAACCCUAAGAAGAAGAAUUAUGAGCGACUUCAGAAAGCUCUGGAUAGUGUGAUGUCCAUCCGGGAGAUGACCCAGGGCUCAUAUUUGGAAAUCAAGAAACAGAUGGACAAGCUGGAUCCCUUGGCCCAUCCUCUUCUGCAGUGGAUAAUUUCUAGCAACAGGUCACACAUUGUCAAACUACCUCUCAGCAGGCAGCUGAAGUUCAUGCACACCUCACACCAAUUCCUCCUGCUGAGCAGCCCUCCUGCCAAGGAGGCUCGGUUCCGGACCGCCAAGAAGCUCUACGGAAGCACCUUUGCUUUCCAUGGGUCCCACAUUGAGAAUUGGCAUUCAAUCCUGCGAAAUGGGCUGGUCAAUGCAUCCUACACCAAACUGCAGCUGCAUGGAGCAGCCUAUGGCAAAGGCAUCUACCUGAGCCCCAUCUCCAGUAUUUCCUUUGGAUACUCAGGAAUGGGCAAAGGACAGCACAGGAUGCCUUCCAAGGAUGAGCUGGUCCAGAGAUACAACAGGAUGAACACCAUCCCCCAGACCCGAUCCAUUCAGUCAAGGUUCCUGCAGAGUCGGAAUCUAAACUGUAUAGCACUUUGUGAAGUGAUUACAUCUAAGGACCUCCAGAAGCAUGGGAACAUUUGGGUGUGCCCUGUGUCUGACCAUGUCUGCACAAGGUUCUUCUUUGUAUAUGAGGAUGGGCAGGUGGGCGAUGCCAACAUUAAUACUCAGGACCCCAAGAUACAGAAGGAAAUCAUGCGUGUGAUCGGAACUCAGGUUUACACAAACUGAGGGGGCCCCAGCCCUCGUACCACCCUGUUCCCCAGGAUCCAUCUGCCCUUGUAAAAGGGCUUCGGAGCUGCAAGUGAUGCUGCCCUGAGAAAUUCAAGGGGCAAGAAAAGUAUAAAAGAGGUGGCCUUCAUGGUGGAGAUUGAUCCAGGAACUACUCCACAUUUGGAUGGCCCUGACUGACUCCCACCCCUGAUUUGCCCAAUUGAUUUCACCCCGUUUGUAAAUAAAACAAUAAAAUGGAAGGUGCUGUGGACUGGA
Mastomys coucha (southern multimammate mouse) is the source of this 3654-nucleotide messenger RNA. RefSeq names its product poly(ADP-ribose) polymerase family member 6 (gene Parp6). Gene Ontology annotation, molecular function: NAD+ poly-ADP-ribosyltransferase activity; protein serine/threonine kinase activator activity; kinase binding. Gene Ontology annotation, biological process: endoplasmic reticulum unfolded protein response. The record is from RefSeq and is a predicted model, not a curated record. Bases 1501 to 3396 code for a protein of 631 amino acids. NCBI's taxonomy places the organism in Eukaryota, Metazoa, Chordata, Mammalia, Rodentia, Muridae. Gene Ontology annotation, cellular component: membrane; endoplasmic reticulum tubular network; nuclear envelope. The transcript has 23 exons.